This is a messenger RNA of Salvelinus namaycush (lake trout), 1369 nucleotides long. It is a transcript of the gene xkr8.3, whose product is annotated as XK, Kell blood group complex subunit-related family, member 8, tandem duplicate 3. The record is from RefSeq and is a predicted model, not a curated record. Gene Ontology annotation, cellular component: plasma membrane. Bases 1 to 1260 code for a protein of 419 amino acids. Lineage: Eukaryota; Metazoa; Chordata; Actinopteri; Salmoniformes; Salmonidae. Gene Ontology annotation, biological process: apoptotic process involved in development; engulfment of apoptotic cell; phosphatidylserine exposure on apoptotic cell surface. The transcript is spliced from 3 exons.
AUGGAUAGCCCAAUGUUUUCCAAGUACUCAUGGCUUGAUUUUCUUUUCUCGGUAGUCGGUGUGUGUACCUUCUUGUUUGACGUGGGAUCCGACAUUUGGGUCGCUACGGAGUUCUACUCGCGUGGGGAUUUCUUCUGGUUCGGAGUGUUGAUCGGCCUUAUGGUCCUGUCUUCGGUAGUGGUCCAGAUGUUUAGCUGGUUCUGGUUCAAAUACGACCGCGAACUGGAGGGCUUCGAUGAGCAAACUGCCAAGAAUGUCCUCUUUGGAGGCUGCGUCAAACUUUCAUUCCUGCUACAUGUACUUCAGCUCGGAUUCUUUUGCAGACACAUCUCAGCCAUAUGGCAGGGCUUCCGUGUGUGGUGGCGACAGGAGCAGGGCUCGGGGUACGCCGUGUACCUGACCCACGACCUGAGCAUGCUACGCCUCAUCGAGACCUUCUGUGAGAGCGCCCCGCAGCUCACCCUCAUGACCCACAUCAUGCUGCACAACAACAAGGCCAGGACGGUACAGUGUGUGAGUGUCGUGGCGUCAACUACUUCCAUAGCCUGGAUGGUGGUGGACUACCACCGCUCCCUGCGUUCCUUCCUCCCAGACAAGGCCAAGCAGGGCUGGGGCUCCGCCUUGGUCUACUUCCUGUGGAACCUGCUUCUCAUCGCACCGCGAGUGGCAGCGGUCGCCCUCUUCGCCACAAUUCUGCCCUCCUACCUGGCUGCCCACUUCCUGCUUAUCUGGCCAGUGCUGGUGUUCUGGGUAUGGCGGCAGGAGACAGACUUCAUGGACAGCGCAGGCGGAGAAUGGCUCUACCGGGCCACCGUAGGUCUCAUCUGGUACUUCAGCUGGUUCAACGUGGCGGAGGGAGGGACCAGAAGGAGGAGCAUCAUCUAUCACUCCUUCAUGGCUACGGACGGAGGGAUUCUGCUAGUCUCAUGGUGGUUCUACAGAGACCCGGUCCUGACACAGUCCUACGCCCCCAUCCUGCUGGCCACUCUGCCCCUCACCUACCUGAUGGGGGUCCUGUUUAAAACACUCUACUACUACUGUUUCCACCCAACGCUGUGGAUGCCCCCCGUCAGGGAGACAGGGUUAGAAGAGGAGCUGCCUGAUGGUCAGGAGAUGGUGUUCAGAUCCAUCGCCCCCCAAACUGGUUCUCCCCGGCUCCGUAACAAGAGGAUGGCAAGCCAUGCCACUCACUUCUACUCCGAGGAGGAAGCCAGGAAGCCCAUUAAGAUAAACGGGCGCGAGGCCAACACUGUUGUCUGACUGGAUGUGCUUGAUCUAGACUCUUAUUUACAUGCAAUGAUGGAGUGAUGAUGGAAUGUCUGGUGUCUUUUUCUAGAAUAUUCUGUUUUUCAUGCUGUAUUUUUGUAUA